CACAACUCGCCUAACCAUGGCCGCCGGCCAACUUAUUGAAAUCCUCCGGGCCACCAUAGACCCAAACCAGCGAGAGACGGCGGAGAAACAACUCGAGCAGGUACACAAGAUAAUCGGCAUUGCCCCGUCCCUGCUGAAAGUUGUGAUGACUGGCAGCGUGGACAUGCCUGUGCAUCAGGCAAGCGCCAUCUACCUCAAGAACCUGGCGGUUCAGUUCUGGCAAGAAAAAGAGCCACCACCGAAGCCGCAGCCCCAGCCGCUGCCCUUUCACAUUCACGAGCAGGAUCGAGCCAUGGUGCGCGACGCACUCGUCGACGCCAUGGUGCACCCACCCGAGCUGAUCCGCGUGCAGCUCUUGUCCUACCUCGGCUGCGUGCUCAAGCACGACUUUCCGGGACGAUGGACGGGUGUCGUUGACAAGGUCUCCAUCUACCUGCAGUCGCCCGAGAGUGCCGGCUGGGCGGGCGCUCUGUUGGCCCUGUACACACUUGUCAAGAAGUACGAGUACAAGAAGCCCGAGGAGUGAGAGCCUCUGCAUGAGGCGAUGCAGCUGCUGCUGCCGUUGCUGCAGCAGCGCCUGGCGCAGCUGCUGGCCGACCAGUCGGAGGCCUUUGUGCUCCUGCAGAAGCUGAUCCUCAAGAUCUACUUUGGACUCAUAAAUUACCACUUCCCCUUGGGACUCAUCUCGCGCGAAGUGUGCACGCAGUGCAUGGAGCUUCUGCGAGUCAUCCUCGACCGACCAGUGCCCGAUGUGGCAAACCAAGUGGACGAAGAUGAACGACCUGAGCUACCUUGGUGGAAGUGCAAAAAGUGGGCCUUCCACAUCGUCACAGGCAUCUUUGAGAGGU
Molecule: messenger RNA, 848 nt
Organism: Dermacentor silvarum
Lineage: Eukaryota; Metazoa; Arthropoda; Arachnida; Ixodida; Ixodidae
Product: importin-8-like
Exons: 4
Coding region: 17-526 (169 amino acids)
Biological process (GO): protein import into nucleus
Cellular component (GO): cytosol; nuclear envelope
Molecular function (GO): small GTPase binding
Source: RefSeq, a predicted model, not a curated record